AUACUUUGCAAAAGAAAUGAUAAUAUUAUAAAGAAUGGCCCUUCGAAGGAAAUUCACUUUUGAACUUCCGGAAGACAGUUAUUGGAAUGAAUCUGACUCGAAUUCAUCCGGAUUGUUUGAUGAUUUACAAUCAAAACAACUCGAGCAGCCGUCGACAAUCUCUUCGGUGGCGAUGAGACUCCGAAGCCGUACGUCCGACCGCAGAACCCAACGCCAACUCCCACAAAUGUUCCACUGCAAAUUGACGGAAGAGCUGCUGCUGUGUCAGACAAGGCGAAUAUUCGAAUAACAGAUACCUCUCCUCGGGCUUCUGGCAAGAUUGUAGAUGAUUUCUUGAACAUGAAAUUCGCUGAGAACGUUAACGUGGCGCCAGUUAUUCAGACCGCUCCAUCUGUGGUUUCUGAAGCAAGUGCAAGUAGUUUACCAAGUGAAGCACAACGUCUUGAUUUGGAUUAUAAUCGAUUGAGACAAGAACAUCGGAAACUUAAAGAUCAGCACGAAGUUCUUCGCCACGAACGGUUUCAGCCGCUUACAAUCGAGGCUAGUAUCAAGAGAAUGCUUCAAGGGCAUACUGUAACACUGGAUUACUAUAGGUCAUUACGUGAUAAGACACAACUUUUGAAGCAAGCAGUUGCCACGUACGACAAUAAUACAAUUUUCAAGAUUGUGAUUUUUCUAGAGAGAACUCUCAAGGAAAACAUAUUCUGCAAAAUAAUGGAUGGCCAGAAAAGUGCAUGCCGAGUUUACACACGACAUCUUCAGAUCACCGGCGAGUGGGACAAGAUGAACAAGUUUUUACGUAGCAUUGGUCAGUAUCAACAUGCAUCUGUCAUUGAAUUCGAAGCUACGCGAAAAUACAAACGAAAUCCAGACAAGCGAGUCCCGUUGCUCCGAACCAUGCUUCAUGGUAGCUUCUCAAUUCCUGAAAUGAAAUUUGAAGCCCGACAAAUGGAAGCGUUGAUGAGAAACUAUGAAAUCCAAUUGCAAAUGGAGAAAAUGGAUGCUGGAGAUAAAGGAGAACAUUUCCGAAAGUUUCCAAAAACCAGCUCUCUAAUUGGAUUACCUGCUCUAUCGUCACUGUAUUAUUCAGCGAUGUACCAUUACGACGAUUCACCGACAUCUGCAGCUUCUCUACCAUCAGUUCAAACAUUGAUCCGAUUCAAUGAUCGACUUGCCACUCAAACGAUCGUCUCAGCGUUGACUCGACUAAGCCGUUGGCCAGAUAUCGAUAAGCUACUUCAACCGAAAACUAUCACCAUGACGUUCAGUGCAGCUAAAAGUGUGUUCAAAGGCAAAAAAUCAACCAGUAAAUGGGGAGUUUCCAUCAAUAAUCACAAUUUGCUGACUAUUGUAAAACGAUCUCAUCCAUCUCCACCGACUGAUUUCAUCUACCGUAUCCUGAAAGGCGAAUCUGAUGCACAAGAACGUCUUCGCCUAGCACUACUAUUUGAUGUUCCUGAAAUGGUCAUCGAGUGUCUGACACAGAAAGGAGAUCGUCUCUCGCUGGCUUCAUACGCGAAAUCUCUGAAAACAAAUUCUGUGGAAUCAUUCAAAGCGGUGGCGGCUCUCAACAAUCCGUCGAUAAAAUGGAAGUAAUUUUAUUAAUUCGCUUCAAUGUACUGUACAUGUUUUUUCACCCUCACCACAUCCCUCAUCACUUUCAUAAUUCCAUUCACGCAUAGUUAGUUGUAGAAUAUACACAAUCCUUAUCAUAUUAUAGAGCAUCAUUUCACUUCUUAAUACUAUAACAUAAUUUCACUAUUCAGUCUUGUAAAUGAUUAAGAAUUAUUCAUUUUCACUGGUUCCUCGCUCUCUCUUUUUUUCUGUAGAUGUAAAAACUUGUCGUUAUAGAUAUUUAUUUAAAUAAAAUUUAUUGUUUU
Messenger RNA from Caenorhabditis elegans, 1880 nucleotides. RefSeq names its product Spermatogenesis-defective protein 39 (gene spe-39). The record is from RefSeq and is marked reviewed. The coding region runs from base 35 to 289 and encodes 84 amino acids. NCBI's taxonomy places the organism in Eukaryota, Metazoa, Nematoda, Chromadorea, Rhabditida, Rhabditidae. Gene Ontology annotation, cellular component: recycling endosome; cytoplasm; late endosome. The transcript has 9 exons.